Molecule: messenger RNA, 6408 nt
Organism: Eriocheir sinensis (Chinese mitten crab)
Lineage: Eukaryota; Metazoa; Arthropoda; Malacostraca; Decapoda; Varunidae
Product: zinc finger protein 182-like
Exons: 2
Coding region: 2859-3938 (359 amino acids)
Biological process (GO): regulation of transcription by RNA polymerase II
Cellular component (GO): nucleus
Molecular function (GO): DNA-binding transcription activator activity, RNA polymerase II-specific; RNA polymerase II cis-regulatory region sequence-specific DNA binding
Source: RefSeq, a predicted model, not a curated record
AACUUUUUUUGUCCCCACAGAUAAGUUGUAGCAGCCAAUGAUCUGUUUGAGCCAAUAAUUGUUUCCUACACCUAACAUUGCCACUGACGCUUCGCCAUGCGCCAAGUUGCCACUUCCCGCCGGUCAGCGCCACAACACGCCUCCACUAGGCACGAGGAGGCUGGUACAGGCAGGUAUCAAUAUUGGUUGACUCCAGCCUAACAACUUGACAUAACCCCCAGCCCCAGACGGGGGGGCAAAGCCCCCUCCAACUUGCUAUGGAGGGCUUCACCCAACACGUCAAAAUAAAAACUCCAUCCAGACCUAUCGAAACAAAAAACCCAACUCCUAAUGGUAGGGUGGGGGGCUUGGCCCCCCUUCCAUUUGCUAUGGAGGGCUUCACCUCAGUUAGUAAACUUAAACUCCAACUUAACCUAACCCAUAAUGGGGGGGGGCUUUGCCCCACACUGCUGUGAAGGGCUUCACACCACUACCUGCACUGAAUCCACCCAUCUUUUUGGUCUUACUUACACUUUGGACACUCCAGAACCUUGAGUACAGCACCGUCAUUAUGCAAAAAGUCAACUGAUUCGUAAUCACCACUAAAACCUUCCACCGCAGCGAGAGCAUCGCCCCGCACAGACACCUUCCUCAGACUGAUUCAGAUUUUUUCGCUUCUGCCUGCCACUGCUACAUGGAGCGCUGUGAUUGGCUGAAUUAAUGAGGAUUAUUUCUGAUUGUCAGAGGCAUUGUUUUCACGCAUGUGCAGACACCUUCUCUCCCUUCCUCGCGGAUAUGUCCUGCUGGGCCAGGGCCGGGCAACCUCUGGCCCUGAAGGCCUAGUGUCUGGUUCACCAUCUUGUUAGGCAUUAACAUUGCAAUCUGACCUGCAAAACCCCAAAAAGAAAAUAAAACCUUCCAAACAGCAUCUGCUGGCAAAUACUGUUUAGCAAGCCUGUGCUCCUUGCCUCAUUCCGUGAGAGCUGCCAGGUCUGUCCUUUUGAAGACAAUCUGACCUUUUUGAGAUCUGGUUGUCCUAAUUAAUAUAAACAAAAAAGGACAGGUUGAAACUGCAGUGUGUUGCAGCUGCUGUAGGAGUCUGAAGAUCCGUAGUAUCCUGCAGCAGGUUUCCCCGAAGGUGUGGAAGGAAACGGCUCAACACUAGUUGUAGGUUCUUAUUGCUAGAGACAAGUAAGCAGCAUUCCAAGCGAAUGUGUGUAAGCUGUGAGCCCAUGACAGCUGCGAGCCAAUGAAACUGGAGAAGCGAGCGGGCAGAACGUUGCCACAUCUCUCCAUGUUGCCAUGUCAACAAUCUAAAUUGUAUACAUAAUGACAUACAAGUGGAAGUGCAGAAAUAUACAUAUGAUGUGAAUAUCAGUGAGGCAAUAUGGUUACAUAUAAAUAGGGAACAUGUCUCGCAUCACUUAGUACCUACAGAAACUAUCUUGUUGUGGGGCCAAGCUGUUCUGUGUGUGCAACCUGCAGCAGGAGAUGGUCACUUUCCUCCUCCAGAAGAAUCUUCCCCACGCUCAUCAUUAUGACCUGCAGUGGCUCGUUUGCCCGGCCCUGCUCAUGGACAUCAGUUCGCAUCUCAGUGCUGCAAGGCAAAGACAUUCUUGUGACAGACAUGCAGGUCAGGUCAUGGUGUUUUUUUUUUUUUUUUUUUUUACGUUGUUGCCUAUUGCGCCGGUAGGCAUCUUCCCGGUGGGGCCUGAUGGUCGGCCCAAGGCUUCUUCCAGGUGGGGCCUGAUGGUCGGCCCAGCCCGUUCUGGCGCAGGCGAGUGUUUAUAGUGGCGCCAUCUUGCAUUGGCUCAUGCUGCCCCCCGGAACUCGUUCUUGAUUCGCUUGGACGGCUUCCUCUAGAGUCCGAGUUGAUGGGUGGUCUUCAGGACAGCAUGUGGGUAGUUUUAAGCCACUCGGCGGUGACUGAAAAAUCCGAGUGGUAGCGUGAGGAUUCGAACCCGCGUCGUCCAUCACGCGGCGAAUGUGGGUCCAGUACGCAAUUCGGUUUAGAUAAUUGUAAUUGUUUUGGAUAUAUAGACAAGUGUGACAGGCUUGGCGGUGCACCGUUGUGUUGUUGGCGGCGGCAGGGUCUUGUCAGUCUGGAGUGUUUGUUUUCCUCAUUUCUGUGUGUUGUGUGGAGCCAGUGCAUGAUUUGUGUUGUUUGCUUUGCAGAAAACAGCCAUUUUUUGUGAGGAGGGAAGGUGGGAAACAAAAAGAACCAGAAUAGAAAAGUCUGUCAUCAGCACUGGAGGACGACCAAUGCCAAAAGUUUGCUGCUACAGGACACGGUCGCGGCGGCGACAAGUGUUUGUGAAGGAUAAUUAGACUCAACGAGUCUAGCCCAAUCCAACAACAGCCUUGUCACUCCCCCUUGCCUUACCACAGUGCCGGUCAGGUCAGGAUGUGGUGUUGGCCAUGUUGGGAGGAGCACAGCGCCAGGAGACAGUUGCUCAAGUGAGGGUCUGAGGCGGACGCUGUGCUCAGUGCUCGCUGAGUCCGCGCUGCCGCUGACCUCAGGAUCCCUUGGUGCAUCCCUUGCCUCGCCUGCCGCUCGGUCCCUGAGUGUGGCGUCGGGGGAACCUUGCCGCCCGCUGCAGCUUCCCUGAGGUUCCUGCAAGACCCUCACCCCAGGAGUGGUGGGCAGGGGAGGCUGCAAGGCCAGGCAGCAGCCUGAGUGGCGGGACCAGCAGGAACACUGCCACUGCUGUGAGGACCAGAAGAACACAACCAUUAACAACAACAACAACAACAACAACAUCACCACCACCUUGCUGCUGCCAUCUCCAGAAAGGAAAAGGAAAGUUUGAGUGUGACAAGAUUUGAGACUGGGAGCAAGUUCAGCAGACACAGCCUUGUACACACUGGUGAGGGAAACCAUGAGUGGCCAGUGUGUGGGGAAAGACUCCCUGGGAAGGAUGACCUCAGCAAAUACACCCACACACUCUGCUGAAGGACCCCUAGAAUGCCAAGACUGUGGCAAAAGGUUCAGUUACAAGAGUAACCUCAGCAGACACACCCUUACACACACUGGUGAAAGACCUCAUGAAUGCCAAGAGUGUGGCAAAAGGUUCAGUAUAAAGAGUAACCUCAACACACACACCCUUACACACACUGGUGAAAGGCCUCAUGAGUGUGAGGUUUGUGGUGAGACAUUCAUUACGAAGAGCCACCUCAAAGUACACACUUAUAAACACACUGGUGAAAGGCUUCAUGAAUGCCAAGAGUGUGGCCAAAGGUUCAGUAGGAAGAGUGACCUCAACACACACACCCUUAUACACACUGGUGAAAGGCCUCAUGAGUGUGAGGUUUGUGGUGAGACAUUCAUUAGGAAGAGCCAGCUCAAAGUACACACUUAUAAACACACUGGUGAAAGGCCUCAUGAGUGUGAGGUUUGUGGUGACACAUUCAUUAGGAAGAGCCAUCUUAAAGUACACAUUUAUAAACACACUGGUGAAAGGCCUCAUGAAUGCCAAGAGUGUGGCCAAAGGUUCAGUAGGAAGAGUGACCUUAACAAACACACCCUUACACACACUGGUGAAAGGCCUCAUGAGUGUGAGGUUUGUGGUGACACAUUCGUUAGGAAGAGCCAUCUUAAAGUACACACUUAUAAACACACUGGUGAAAGGCCUCAUGAAUGCCAAGAGUGUGGUCAAAGGUUCAGUAGGAAGAGUGACCUCAACACACACACCCUUACACACCCUGGUGAAAGGCCUCAUGAGUGUGAGGUUUGUGGUGAGACAUUCAUUACGAAGAGCCAGCUCAAAGUACACACUUAUAAACACACUGGUGAAAGGCCUCAUGUGUGUCUGGAAUGUGGGAAAAGGUUCAAAGAGAAGCAAACCCUGGAGCGUCACACCUUCAGACACACUGGCCUGAGAGAGUUCAAGUGUGAUGUGUGUGGGAAGCACUUCAAGAUGAAGAUGGACAUUGCCAAACACAUGAAGACCCACUUCUGAGGUGCCACGUUGUGCCUGUGGUUGAGAGAGAGAGAGAGAAAAUAUUUCAGCCACUCUUGCACUGUGCCUUAUCAGAAUCUCAUAAUAACCAGUUCAGAAAGAUCAAACAUUCACCUGUUAAGUGUGUGUGUGUGUGUGUAUUCACCUAGUUCUAUUCACCUAGUUGUGACAUACAGGAAAAGAGGUACGCUCGCGCAGUCCCGUCUCCAUAUCCGCUCUUAUCCAACUUUUCUUAAAAUCAUGAAUGUUUCUUGCACAAACCACUUCCUCCUCCAGACCAUUCCACAGCUCAACUUAGAUCAAGUGGGAUCUAAGUGGGAAGCUAAACUUUUUCACAUCUCGCCUACACGCGGUCACCCUCAACUUUUUUCCAUGUCCUCUUGUUUCUCUCUCGCUCCACACACACAGGUCCUCUCUGUCCAGAUUCUCCACCCUGCUCGCCACCCUGUACACCGCUAUCAGGUCUCCUCUUUCUCUUCUUCUCUCCAGGGUUGUGAGCCCCAUGCUAUUGAGUCUCUCGUAAGUCCGAUCCCUAAGUUCCGGUACCAUCUUAGUUGCCAUUCUCUGUACUCUUUCCAGCUUUCCUAUAUUUUUCUUUUCGUGAGGAGACCAGACCACUGCUGCAUACUCCAACCUUGGCCUUAUCAUUGUAACUCUUAUUUUCUUCAUCAUCUCUUCAUCCAAAUACACAAAUGCCGUCAUUAUGUUCUUCAGCAAAUUCAUAGUUUGUCCCGUUAUCCUGUUGAUGUGUUUGUCCAGUGACAUGUUCUCUGAGAUAGUCACUCCCAAAUCUUUUUCUUCUAUUCCUCUGCAUAUUAUCUCACUUCCCAUCUUAUAAUCAUAUUCACAUCUUCUACCACUCCUACCAAACUCUAUUUUUUUACAUUUCCCAAGGUUAAAUUUCAUCUGCCAUGUACCACUCCACUCCUAUAUUUUGUCCAGGUCCCUCUGCAAUGCCUCACAGUCUUUAACAUCAUUGACUCGUCUCAAUAGCUUUGCAUCAUCUGCAAACAAACUCACAUAGCUGGUCACUCCUUCCACCAUAUCAUUUAUAUAAACAGCAAAUAUUAUUGGCGCCAGCACCGAACCUUGUGGGACCCCACUCCUCACUGGGCAUCAGUUGGAAGCCUUGUCCUUGAUUAUUGUCCUCAUUUCCCUGUUAGUUAGGAAGUCCUACAGCCACUUAAUUAGUUCAUCACCCACUCCACCCCUAUUCUUAAUUUUCCAAAUUAGUCUUCUGUGCUGUACUUUGUCGAAUGCCCUUUUCAAAUCCAGGUACACUCCAUCCCCCCAGCCUUCUCUCUUGUAUUAAAUCUGUCACCCUUGAGUAAUAACAUAACAAGUUGGUGACACACGACCUCCCUCUCCUGAAUCCAAACUGGCAAUCCGAGAUAAUUCUCUCACUUUCCAAAAAAUCCGACCACCUGUUUUUAACUAGCCUCUCACGUAUCUUCGCAACCACACAAGUGAGUGAUACCGGUCUGUAAUUUAAUGGGUCCUCUCUCUUCCCUCCUUUAUAAAUUGGUACUAUGUUUGCUCUCUUCCAAUCUUGUGGUACCCUUCCUUCACUCAGGGAGGCGCUCAUUAUGGAGUGCAGUUUCUCUGCAAGUUGCUCACUACAUUCUUUCAGGAUCCACCCUUGUACUUCAUCCGGCCCUGUCGCCUUUCUUACAUCCAGCUUGUUCAAGCUUUCCUUGACCUCCUGCACCAUUAACUGUAUCUCCUGCAUAACCCUUCCUCUUUCCUGGCCCGGUGGUUGUACGAAUUCGUCUUCCUUUGUGAAAACUCUAUGAAAGCUAUUGUUCAUCACUUCUGCCAUCUCUGCUGGGUCUUCAUAUGUAGUUCCAUCCAUUUUCAGUUUAUUGAUUGUUUUUCUUCUUUAAUUUGCCGUUCACAUGUCUAUUAGAUAAUUUAGGUUGGUCUUUGCAUUUGUCGAUUACCAUAUUUUUCGGCUUACAAGACGCACUUUUUUUCCUAAAAAAUACCAUGAAAAAUACUUGUGCGUCUUCCAAGACGAAUGUUGUAUUGUGGCAGCAACGUCCAGGCUCAAGUGAGCUUGGACGGUCACCGUAUUGGCUCGACCGAUAGGGACGUGGAUUUUUUUUUUUUUUUUUUAUUUACGUCGCUGCCUAUUGCGCCGGUAGGCAUCUUCCUGGUGGGGCCUGAUGGUCGGCCCACGGCUUCUUCCAGGUGGGGCCUGAUGGUCGGCCCAGCCCGUUCUGGCGCAGGCGAGUGUUUAUAGUGGCGCCAUCUUGCAUUGGCUCAUGCUGCCCCCCGGAGCUCGUUCUUGAUUUGCUUGGACAGCUUCCUCUAGAGUCCGUGUUGAUGGGUGGUCUUCAGGACAGCAUGUGGGUAGUUUUAAGCCACUCGGCGGUGACUGAAAAAUCCGAGUGGUAGCGUGGGGAUUCGAACCCGCGUCGUCCAUCACGCGGUGAAUGUGGGCCCAGUACGCUACCAUUUCGGCCACCGC